AUGUCGUAUUAUUUCCAGCCUCCCCUCGUUGGCCUCCCUGCAUACUUCUACCCGGCCACCCCCCUCUACUACCAACUCGCGCCUGUCCUCUUGCCUCUACCCCGUACCACCAUUGUUCCUUGCAUCAGGAUCAAGGUAAUCUUCCACAGAGCCGGAAUAGUCCUUGGAUCGAACGACGCUGUUUACCAUACUCCCCCAUCUCGAGAGACACUGCUAGGAAACCUUGCCUGGUGGUCCAAGAAUCAUGGCCUAGGAGAUAGAGUAUACUCAGGACAAGCAACUAUUUAUCUAACAAGUAGUUUGCUGUCCACUCUAUCGAUCCUGCCCGAGACUGGAGUUGUGAGACCUUCGAAUACUGUAAAGACAGUUUCGCUUGCAGAACAACAUUCGGUCUGGCAAUUUGAGACCAUGAUGUCCGAGAUAGGGACAAGGAACCUUGGGGCAUUUAUUGUUGUGGAUGUAGGAGCCUUUGAUCAGUUUCACGGGGCUACAAGCCAGAACAACAUCGCGCAGCAACAGAAUCCUCGAACGACAAUCCAGCAAAUUGACCAAGGUGCUCCAUCGGAUGAUGAACCCACAGAUGCCGCACCUACAAAUGGCGCACCCACAGAUGAUGCAGCCCCAGGAGAUGGCCAACCACCGCAAGAUCAGAAUGAUGGGCAGACACAGCAGGGCAAUGAUGAGCCGGAGCCAAGUCAAGGGGGAACUGCAAACGGUUGA
Molecule: messenger RNA, 720 nt
Organism: Fusarium vanettenii 77-13-4
Lineage: Eukaryota; Fungi; Ascomycota; Sordariomycetes; Hypocreales; Nectriaceae
Exons: 1
Coding region: 1-720 (239 amino acids)
Source: RefSeq, a predicted model, not a curated record